CACACACACAUAACCUCUUGCAUACACACACACACAAACACACACAGCCCUAUCCAGAUGGAUUCUCCUCAGCUGAAAUGAGCCGCUGGUGAGAGACUGCAGUUAUUUCAGUCAUCCUGCAGUUCUCUCCCCGCUCUCUCUCUCUCUCUCUUAUUCUAUCUCUUUCUCUCCCACUCUCUCUCCCCCCCCUCUCUCUCUCUCUCUUUCCCCCCACCUCUCCUCUCCUGGUAGGCAUCUCUCUUGCUCAACUUGCUCUGCUUUCAUCGCUGCCUCUUCUUGUUCACACUCUCUUUCCCCCGUUUUCGUUCUCUCGUUCUUUCGUUCUGCCGCUGCCAGGCGCUGCAACAAUUAUGCCUCGUUCACUUCUUUCUCUUCCUCCCCCUCUCUCUCUUUCUCGCUCGCGCGGCUCCCGUCGUCUCCUUUCGCUCGUGCGUCCCUUCAUCAAAGAGGAGUCCCUUCUGUGUGCGGCGUUGCGCCAGGCUUGUUACAGGCAGGACGGCUGCUGAAGGGGAAUCCUUCCUGUGACCUCUCUGCUCAACAGGACGCUUGAGCAACGGGACGCUCUGUUCAGGGCUGGGAGCAGUAGCUAUUACUGGGUCUCACUGGGACUGGGACAGGACUUUGAGUUUGUGGCCCGUUAGAGAUGUGCUGGUAACUAUUUUGCUGUUUGCUUUCCUUUUCUUUCUUUUUUUUUUGGAAGUCUACCCAGACCUUUUUUUCUUUUUUAGAGUUUGCAGCUCUUCAUCAGCUUUUUCGAGUGUUCUGUCUUUCUCUUGGAGUUGUUAAAGUGGCUGCUGUGUGUCCACAAAGGGUUCCUCUAAACCUCCUGAGGUUCCUGAAGGUUUGGAAGCUGGUAGGAUGGAGACAAUUCAGUAGAAGAAAGAGGAGCAAAGAAGCAAAGAAUUAAAACGCUGAAGCAAAGAAGACCAUCGCUGGUCGCUAGCAGAGACGGGAACAGCUUGCUUGCAGCCCCCUUAAGCGAAGUUAUCAAGUGAAAGAAAGAGAGAGAGAAAGAGAGAGAGAGAGAGAGAGAGGGAAAGAGAGACAUUCCCACACUAACCCACAUGCAAGCGAUGCAAGAGAUGUAGAAGGAAGUACAUCUUGAUCUCUAGACCCCUUCAAGACUUUCCGAAGGCUGAAGGCAUCUUCACCAUCUAUCACCGCUUAUCUAUUUCUCCACAUAUCCCUAAAGAAGGAUCAAGCACAGAUGACCCAACAGUGCUUUAGGAUUUAGGAAGUCCUGCAGUGAAGCAUCUGAGCCAAUCAGCCAAUCGCAAGGACCGGGUUCUGCCCUCAGUCUGACCCUCGAAAGGUCCUCUUGGAAGUCCAGUCUUAGCCAUGCAGGUCUCCUUCGCUUGCACGGAUCACGGGCUCAAAGCCCCGCGGACAACUGAGCCCAGUAAGCAGAACACGGCCAGCCCCAACACGGCCAGCGCUGCCCGCGCUCGCUUCCGGACUGUAGCGCUGAUCGCCCGCAGCCUGGGCUCCUUCACACACCGACACCACAUCUCCCUGAAGGAAUCUACCGGCAAACUCACCGGCAUGAAGUACAGGAAUCUUGGGAAGUCAGGGUUGCGAGUAUCAUGUCUGGGGCUCGGAACAUGGGUAACAUUUGGUGGUCAGAUUUCAGAUGAGGUAGCGGAGCAGAUCAUGACUAUAGCGUAUGAGAACGGAGUGAAUCUGUUUGACACAGCUGAGGUGUACUCAGCCGGAAAAGCCGAAAUAAUCCUUGGAAAUAUCAUCAAGAAGAAAUGCUGGAGGAGGUCAAGUCUAGUCAUCACUACUAAACUUUACUGGGGAGGAAAAGCAGAAACUGAAAGAGGCCUCUCGAGGAAGCACAUUAUUGAAGGUCUGAAGGGCUCUUUACAGAGGUUACAGCUGGAAUAUGUGGACGUGGUCUUCGCAAAUAGGCCUGACAACAACACUCCUAUGGAGGAAAUUGUGAGAGCGAUGACUCAUGCAAUAAACCAGGGAAUGGCCAUGUACUGGGGAACAUCACGCUGGACAGCAAUGGAGAUCAUGGAGGCGUACUCUGUGGCUCGGCAGUUUAACCUCAUCCCUCCAGUGUGUGAGCAGGCUGAGUAUCAUUUCUUCCAGAGAGAUAAAGUGGAGGUGCAGAUGCCUGAACUCUAUCAUAAGAUCGGUGUGGGUGUGGUGUCCUGGUCUCCACUAGCCUGUGGAAUCAUCACAGGGAAAUAUGAGAACGGUGUUCCAGAGUCCUCCAGGGCAGCCAUGAAGUCAUACCAGUGGCUAAAGGAUAAGAUAGUGAGUGAGGAUGGGAGGAAGCAGCAGGCUAAGCUGAAGGAGCUGAGACACAUCGCUGAGAAACUCAGCUGUACGCUGCCACAGCUCGCCGUAGCCUGGUGUCUGCGGAACGAGGGAGUGAGCUCAGUUCUUCUGGGGACGUCCAACCCUGCACAGCUCAGGGAGAACCUGGGUGCAAUACAGGUUCUUCCGAAGAUCACUCCUCACAUUGCCACCGAGAUUGACAAACUCUUGGGUAACAAACCCCACAGUAAGAAAGAUUACCACCACUGAGCCCCGCCCACCAAGGCCGCUGCUGCCCUCUGGGCUUCUGGGACUGAAGAAGAUGGACCUGUUCGUCAUUUCCGACCUGUCAGUGUGUCCCUCACCUGCUCGUCCAGAGAUGUGUCCUGUUGUACCAUCAGCAUUCUGGUGUAUACAGAGCCAGUCAACAAAGCCAUGCAUGCCUCUGCUAGCCUUCAAUCCCAUCGGUUUGUGCGCGUGUGGUGGUUUGUGUGAUUGUGUGUAUGAGUGAAGAUCCUCUGUGCACACCUGAACCGUAAAAGCCUAUAUUCUAAUAUGCUAAUGUGCACUAUAAGACACAUUCAGCAGUAUAUCGUCCAUAUAUACCAAAGUCAACCCUGUUAUUGACGUUCGGUUACUUGACCACAUUGGACGUGUUUAUCGUUUUCAAAGGACAGAAUGAAACUGAUCUGUGUGAGCCUGAGGACAUCAAUACAUGGACUUCAUCAAACAGGAUGGAAAACCAUGCAAAGAGUGCUAUGGACUGUUACUACUCCUUCAGACUGUGCUCUAAACAUGCUGUUUCUCCAAAGUAGGCUUGCAGUGAUACACAGUUUCACGGCAUUCAUGCAUUUCAGAAGAUAUCUUAAUUAGUGCUGUAAAAUGCUAAUGGGUUACUUAAUAUGAUUAAUCUUUAAACCAUAAUUCUAGUUCAGAAAGUAACUAUGUUACGAAUAUUUAUUUACACUGAAAUAUAGCUUCAAUCUUAGGACUUUGGCCUAAAGUGCAGAAUGCGACUUUAUUCUACAGCUACAGCACAGUCAACAGUGUUUCCCUGUUUCUCUCUCUCUGUCUAACUAAGACAUUCAGAUUUUAAGUACAUACUGGGGUUAUGGGGCAGGAUAGGUGUUAAAUAAGAUAGAAAUGCGGUUUUCUUUCUGUAGUGCACAGAAAGGAAGACUCUACUAUACAAUCUAUAUAGCAAAUUAAUCCAAUUAAUUAAAUAUUUAAUAGCUUUUUUUAUUUCCAUUGCAUUGGAAGCCUGUAUGUAAUAUUCAUUAUUUCAUAUUGACCUUUUUAUUUCACGAAACAUCCCAUAAACCAACCAACAGUAAAAUAAAUAAAUAAAUAAUUAAUUAAUUUAAAAAUAAAUAAAUAAAUAAUAAUAAUAAUAAUAAUUUAGCUGUAACUUUGCCUCAAUGGAUCUAGUACUACUGGUUUUCCUGUGCAGUGGAUGGGACCAAGCUACUGUUUGAUUGGUUCAUAAAUAUGUUCAUUGAUUGGUUUGUGGUCUAUUCUGGUGGACAACAGUUCUUAAAUAGUGUUAUGUUCUACAAAACAUUUAAAAAUAAAGGAAACACAUGAUGUCCAUUGUAAUGGAUACAGGGUCUGAAAGGGUUAAAUAUUCUAAUUCUCUGAUUCUAAGAUACACAAUACAAUUAAUUUUGCCUUCCUCUGGAAAAUGUAGAAAAGUACCAGCAUUAACAAAAUUUAAUCAUGAAUUUUAAAUUCCAAAUGUCCUUAUGUUUGGGGGGAGGGGUUGGGGGCUGUGUUUUAGCAAAUGUGCUCUGCUAAACCCGUAAAGAAGCCUCCCAAUGGUAAAAGCGUAAACAAAUAAACAGCCAUAUGACUAGCCUAGCCAUAUUAAUAAAAAGCAUAUAUGCUUUUUAUAAACUUUUAGCUAGAUAGCUUAAAAAAUAAUUUAGCCAUACGACAAGCCAUUUCAAUAAAUAAGCAAUUUCUCUACUGGUGGAAUGGGCGCUAAUGUGUUAGCAAGGAAUUUGUCGAUUUGUGUUGCUUGUCAGAGAACUCAGAUUAAAAAAUGUAAAACAAUGUAAAAAAAAUUCUUAAAAAAUGUAAAACAAUGUAAAGCCGCUAAGUAACACAUAUUGAUUAGUAGAAAUCAAGGGUACACCCAAGCUAAGUAAAGCUAAGAUGACUAAGAUGUGGUUAGUGGUGUGUAAAUCUGAUGCAUAUUGACUUGUCAAAAUUGAUAUUUCUUCUACAGCAAGAUUAGGUUAAUUCUGCCAUGUUUUACCAUUGACCACUGGUGAAGCCCGAAAUUUGAGCCAUAAAAAUCAAGUAAAUUCAGCAGUGUGAGAUUACACAGAGUGAGAUUCAUCUUUUUGACAGGGUUAAUCAACCCGUCAACAACUAGCAGCAUGUAGUCCAGCUCAAAAUACAGUUAGCAUUUCCAAGUCUGCUGAAGCCAGCUGUUAACACUGCGGUAAUCCUGCUCCAACAAUGCCGAGUCCAGCUGCUGUGUCUGUUAGCAUUAUGGCCGAGCCUGGCUGUUAGCAUUGUGGAUAAUUCACUAUAUAAGGAUUCAUAAUGCAGGUGUAGAAUAUCCUACAGACAUGAUGCUAUGUAUCCUAGCAAAUAGCAAAACCUACUCUAUGUGUCCAGCCCUGAGCUUCUCAACAACGUUCAGUCCACUCCAGAUUUCCAAAAAAUUGAAUCCCACUUUAUUUCCAUAGCAGUUAUCCAAUGCAUGAGUACUAGUCAUGAUCCACCAUGUUUGUUCUGUUAAUGCUUAUGGUCAUUGUAAAAUACCAUCAAGGCACUGAUAUUUUCUGAAACAGUUAUCAUACCGUGAAAAACUUUUACCACUGCAAUCCUACUCCAGAGUCAAUAUUCUUCAUUCAGAAGUGUUUUCUUUUCCCAUCGUAACCCUGUUGUCUAAUCAAAGUCGUGCUGUGGUCUUCGAUACCAUAGAUGGAUCUGAACCUGUUCCAGGGAACCUGCUAUUUCUGCUGAUGGGUUUGAAGCUUAAACCCCAAGACUGUAAGUUGUCGUAUUUAUUCAGUGGCUUUGCUAUGGACGGCGAUGGCCCUGCUGCUGUGUUUGCUAGCAUUUGAGCCUCAGAAAAAAAAAAACACCCUGAAAGAGAUUUGGCGUGAGUUCUGGUGUGAUGCAUUUGUUUACCAUAAACUGUUUACGACUUUGGGAAAUGAUAAGGCUGUAAAGUAUAUUAUUGUAGAGUUUUGUUUUAAGCAUUGAAAUAAAAUGGCUCUUGACAUUUGUG
Messenger RNA from Astyanax mexicanus (Mexican tetra), 5512 nucleotides. It is a transcript of the gene kcnab1b, whose product is annotated as potassium voltage-gated channel subfamily A regulatory beta subunit 1b. Gene Ontology annotation, molecular function: transmembrane transporter binding; voltage-gated potassium channel activity; potassium channel regulator activity. Bases 1339 to 2538 code for a protein of 399 amino acids. Gene Ontology annotation, biological process: potassium ion transport; transmembrane transport; negative regulation of delayed rectifier potassium channel activity. The transcript has 15 exons. Gene Ontology annotation, cellular component: juxtaparanode region of axon; extrinsic component of cytoplasmic side of plasma membrane; voltage-gated potassium channel complex. Lineage: Eukaryota; Metazoa; Chordata; Actinopteri; Characiformes; Acestrorhamphidae. The record is from RefSeq and is a predicted model, not a curated record.